AAAGGAACGAAGUUCACUUAACUGGUCUUAUAUCAAAAAUCAAUGCCAACUUUUUAAAUGAUCUAAAAUAUUAUUCUCACCAUUCACACUACUCGAUUCUCUGGGUCGGGCACGUUUUUGAUUUGUGUUUCAGCGAUUUCAACAUGGCCAUAUACAAUUACGAGGGGUACAUAGAUUAUGAUGAUAUUGAGUCAGAUAAAGACCUCCCCAUUGACCCGGCAUGGGAGUUACAACAAAAGAAGACUUUUACCGCAUGGUGCAAUGCUCACUUAAGGAAUGUUAAUGAACAAAUCGACGUCAUAGAAAAUGACUUUCGCGACGGAUUAAAAUUGAUGAAGUUACUUGAAGUAAUCUCAUCCGAACGACUACCGAAGCCUGAUAGAGGAAAGAUGAGGUUUCAUAAAAUCGCUAAUGUGAACAAAGCUCUCGAUUUCAUUGAGAGCAAAGGCGUCAAACUGGUAUCUAUUGGUGCUGAAGAAAUUGUCGAUGGGAAUGUGAAAAUGACUCUUGGAAUGAUAUGGACAAUCAUUCUUCGCUUUGCUAUUCAGGAUAUCCAAAUAGAAGAUUCAUCUGCAAAGGAGGGAUUGUUGCUUUGGUGUCAAAGGCAAACCGCACCGUACAAAAAUGUGCGUGUAGAAAAUUUCCACACUAGUUUUAAAGACGGACUAGCGUUUUGUGCCAUAAUACAUAGGAAUCGACCGCAGCUAAUCAAUUACUCUCAACUCAAUCCGGAUGAACCCUUCGAAAACUUAAAUCUUGCUUUUGAUGUGGCCGAGAAACACCUUGAUAUUCCGAGAAUGCUCGAUCCAGGAGAUUUGGUAAACAGCAGAAAAUGUGAUGAGCGUUCAGUGAUGGCCUACUUGUCUUCAUAUUAUCAUCUGUUCUCGGGAUCUCAUAAAACAAAUAUUGCAGCUACUCGUAUUGCUAAUAAUCUUCGGAUGAUUCGGGAAAAUCAAAAUUUAAAAGAAUGCUACGAAACAAUUUCCAACAAACUUUUGAGCUGGAUAAAAAUGAAGUUGGAAGAAUUUGCACAACGCAGUCCCCAAAAGUCCGUUUCCGACGUUGAGGGACUGCAGCAGAAGUUUAGAUUAUAUUGCCGCCAAGAAAAGCCAUCUAAACUACAGGAAAAAGCUCGCCUAGAGACAACGUACAACACACUCCAGACUCGUCUGCGAUUAAACAAUAAAUCCCCCUAUGUACCCGCCACUGGGAGCUUAAUAAUGGAUGUCGCUAAGAAUUGGAGUUCCUUAGAACAGGCUGAUAAAAUCUAUGAGGAAUGGUUACUAGAAGAAUUACAAAGGCUAGAGCGUCUUGAAUAUCUUGCUAAGAAAUUCGAAGUGAAAUGCUCCACCCAUGAGGCUUGGACUAGUGGGAGACCAGAAGCGCUUGCGUCAAAUGACUUCCGCUCGGCCACGCUAUCGGAAAUGCGGGCAUUUCAGAAGAAACAUGAAGCUUUCCAAUCGGAUAUGACUGCUCAUCAUGCUCGCAUUGAGCACAUUCAGGCACUAACCGAAGAACUGAAUAAACUGAAUCAUUUUAACAUAAAUGCCUUCAAUCAACGUUACAACGCCAUUGUAGCUACAUGGGAUGAAAUGAAACGGUUGUCCUCUCAAAGAGAACGAGAAAUAUCUAAAGCUCUGACAGCUCUAGAAGAAAUUGAUCGGCUUCACCUCGAUUUCGCAAAACGAGCUGCCCCAUUUAACAAUUGGAUGGAACAAACAGAAGAGGAUUUACGAGAUACGUUCAUUGUUCAUACAAUGCCUGAAGUUGAGAGAUUAAUUGCAGCUCAUCAAGCAUUUGAAAAUACUCUAGAUGAAGCUGAGAAUGAAAGUCGUCAACUGCAAUUAUGUGCACAAAAAGUUGAAGAAAUGGCCAAUGAAUAUAAACUAGUGAAUGCAACUCAAAAUCCUUAUACACAUAUUGAACCUAAUGAGCUUCCACAACGUUGGAAUAUGAUUCGGGAAUUAACGCAAAAAAGAAGUGCAUUAUUACAUAAUGAACGUGAACGUCAACUGGCAAAUGAGAAAUUACGACGCGAAUUUGCAAAGAAAGCUGAAGCAUUCAAUUCAUCUAUUGAAACGCAUCGUGCAGAAAUCGUUAAAGCUAGCAUGGAAUCACAUAGCUCAUUAGAAGAUCAACGAAAUUAUUUACAGAAAUUGGAAGAAGAAUUAAAUAAACAUCAAAAUAAGUUAAAUGAAUUAGAACACGUUAAUCAGGAACUGGAAGAUGCAUACAUAUUUGAAAAUCCAUAUACUGUUUACUCAAUGCCAACCUUACGUGUUGCUUGGGAACAACUAUUCACUUUAUUACAUUAUUCUGUCAAUGAAAUAGACAACCAGAUAUUGACAAGAGAUUCCAGAGGAUUAACAGCUGAACAAAUGAAUGAUUUGCGUACUUGCUUCAAACAUUUUGAUAAGAAUAACACAGGACAUUUAGAACCAAAUGAAUUUAAGGCUUGUCUUGUUUCAUUGGGUUAUAAUUUUAGAGAUGAUAUAAAAAAUUCAUUGUCAAAUUUGACAUCUGGUUCUCGUGGCUCUGUAUGCGCGGAAACGGACUUCUCACGUAUUAUUAGUGAAGUGGAUCCCGGUCAUACAGGUCGUAUAUCAUUCGAUGCAUUCUUAAACUUUAUGACAAAAGAUGAUGUUGAUGAGGCAACUGAAGAACAACUUAUUCAAUCAUUUAAAACAAUGGGAGGCGAUAAGGGCUACAUCACUGCUCAAGAUAUCAAAGAACGUCUUUCUACCGAUGAUGCUGAAUAUUGUUUACAGAAUAUGUCUGUAUUAAAUGGACCAAUGGGAGAUUCUGGUGCAUUAGACUAUGAACGUUUUGCCUAUAGUAUAUGUGGUCGUAAACCAACAUGAAGAUGAUAUAAUUGUGUUUAAAAGUUUUAUAUUCCCUUGUCAGUUGGUUAAUUUGUUUUUCAUCAUUCCAUUUUGUAUUCAUUUGAUACACAGUGUUUUAAAUUUAUACCUUGUAUCAUUCAUUCCUUUAUACUGACUAAAAUGACAACUUGCUUCUUUAAAUUAAAAAAAAAAAGUAAUUUUUAUGGAACAAUAAUACAGUAUUAUUGUUAUUCAACUUUUUUCAUUGUCUAUCUUAAUGUAAUUAAAUUUUUCCCUAGAGACCUAUUCUCUUGUAUGUAUCAAACAUAUACGAAUAUAAUUCAACAACUGAAGUGUCUCCUACAUCAACUACGUACAGUUAUUUAAGUUGGUACAUUCAUUCGCUUCUUAUCUCAGUUUUAGCACAUUUAGAUUCGGUCUUUUUUUUUUCGGCACUCAUCUUUGUUUUUUACAUCGGGAUGUUUUUCAUCUUAAUCCAUCUCAACUUAUUAUUAUUCACUCUAUGGUUUCAUUAUUUGUCUAACUCUCAGAAUUAUCUACUUUAGAAAUUGGUUGACAUAGUGUCAAAGUCAGUUGUUGUUGGAUUCUCUAAUUCAUAAGAAGAGUUUAUACUAUUUAACAGUAUUAUAAUUUAUUUCUAACAUAAUAAGUUCAUCUAGUUAGAAAGAAAUCUAUGUGUAAUCUGUCAAUCACAAUUUAUAAAAAAAUUUCAAUUUUUUUUUUGUGGAUAAAAUGCACACUUCAGUGUUUGCAUUUUAUGUUUGCAUAUUAUUCAUCUCAAAUAUUUUCUUUCUAUUAUUAACCUUUUUAAUUUUUGUCGGUUUCCACUCUAUUUUCUUUCCUUUCUUCAAUAUACCUCAUUUAGUGUUGUUGGAAUGUAGGCUACUAUUCCAAAUAAAUUACACUGAUUUUUAUAAUUCUCAAAUCACGUUAUGUUAACGAAGAAGAUAUUGUUAUAUUGUACUCUCCUCUUAUUAUAUCUAUAACUCUUCGUUACUCCUUUUUGCUAUCGAUGUUUUUCCUUUAGCCGCAUGUUUUUUUUUCAUAUUUGAUCAUUGUUAUAUCGAUUUUCGUAAUAAAAUAGCAUUAAUUUUAAUAUAUAUUCUUUUUUUAAAAACAAAUACUUCUCAUUUGUUACAUACACUGUUUUAAUAAAGCGGUUUUUCAUUGAUAUGUGAAUAA
Molecule: messenger RNA, 4025 nt
Organism: Schistosoma turkestanicum
Lineage: Eukaryota; Metazoa; Platyhelminthes; Trematoda; Strigeidida; Schistosomatidae
Source: the annotation of a GenBank genome assembly